AUGUCCUAUGACCUUAACAUACCAUGGCCUUGUAACAACUAUAACACAACACCCAAUGCACAACAAUGGACAGAUUUGAAAAACACAAUUAUAACCAAUUUACAAUUAGGUGUUACUCAUCAAGCCAUCAACUUUUCCAUUGACGAAUCAAUCAAGAUUCCGUUCAAUACACCUGAUAAAAUCAACCCUAUAUCAGUAACAUCCAUUCUUGAUGAAUUAAAACCGAAAUUUCCCACGUUGAAAUUAUUCACACGUGUCACACUCAUUGUCACUGAUUCUUCCAAACUACAAGGUGUUGCUAAAUUACAAAAUCAUUUUGAUUUAUUUGCCAUUCAACCAACCACUGAAAAGGCUUUACAGUUGACGAUACUAAACAUUGAGUGUGAUUUGAUCAGCUUGAACUUGGCUAAUAGGCUACCGUUUUUCUUAAAAUUUAAAGCCAUUGGAACUGGUGUGGCUAAAGGAAUCAAAUUUGAAAUCAACUAUAGUCAAUUAAUAACGGGUUCUCUGGGGUAUUCAUCCGACGUGAGUGUCAAUUUAAUCAAAAAAAAUUGGUUUAAUAAUGUACUACAACUAAUAAGAAGCUCACGAUCUAGAGGAUUGGUUGUUUCCAGUGGUGCCCAGAACCCACUUCAGGUGCGUAAUGCUAAUGAUAUUUUGAUAUUGUUAAAGACACUAGGAUUAGAUUCGAGUAAGGCCAGGAGUUGUAUACUGUUGAACCCAGAAAAAGCUUUACUUAGUGCCAGAUUGAGAAUCAAGUCGUACAAACAGGUGAUUAGUAUAGGCAAUGAGAGUUUGAUUGGUAACACGAAUGAGGACCUUGAUAAAAAACACAACGCUACAGGAUACAAACGGAAAUUCAGUGAUACCAUGACGGGACUGUUGUUGAAAAAAUACAAAAGUGGUUACUCGUAA
Lodderomyces parapsilosis is the source of this 915-nucleotide messenger RNA. It is a transcript of the gene RPP1, whose product is annotated as RNA-binding RNA processing protein. Gene Ontology annotation, biological process: tRNA processing. The transcript has a single exon. NCBI's taxonomy places the organism in Eukaryota, Fungi, Ascomycota, Pichiomycetes, Serinales, Debaryomycetaceae. Gene Ontology annotation, molecular function: RNA binding. Bases 1 to 915 code for a protein of 304 amino acids. Gene Ontology annotation, cellular component: nucleolar ribonuclease P complex. The record is from RefSeq and is a predicted model, not a curated record.